GUUGUGUUUAAAUGAUGGAUAUGCGAUCGUACUGGUGUGUCCAACUAACACGGGCGGUGUCGAAAAAAAAACAUUUGUCUCUUUUUUCCAGACUGAAGUGAGCAAGUACUUGUUUGUUGGCCUCCAGUAAACAUUUCACAUUUCGACAAUUUGUUCUUGUAAGGAUGAUUUAUCCUGGUAACUCCAGCUACCCUAACGCAAGUCAAUCGGUCGGCCCGCGUCCUGAACUGGAACCGAGAUACGCCGUGACUCUUCGCCUUACCUUAAGUGCUAUCAUCUGCUCCAUUGGAGUUGUGGGUAAUAUUUUGGUUGUCAUCAUCACAGGAGCAAACCACGGUGGUAAAACCGCUGUACACAAGUACAUCCUCAACUUGGCUAUCGCAGAUAUCAGUGUACUGGCAAUUUGUUAUCCGCUUACUCUUGUGAAAGCCGCGGAUCCUGAAAACUGGCCGCUCGGAAGGUUUGUAUGCAAGUUUGUGUACCCGUUCACGGAUAUCUUCUACAGUGCUUCCAUUGGCUCCAUCGUUGCCAUAGCAAUGGACCGCCACACAGCAAUCGUUCGUGGAAUGACAGCGUACAGAUCGAGGACGAUUGCUAAAUGGGUGAUCCUGGCGAUUUGGAUUGCAAGCUUCAUGAGUUCCGUGUUUCCAGUUUACUUGGUGAUGGAAUACAUAGAGAACAAUGGUACAGUUGACUGUACUCCAAAGUGGCCAAGUCACACCACUUUUGCCGCUUACGUGUUUUCUUUAACGAUUUUUUGGUACGUUAUACCGCUGUUCUUGAUUCUCUGGGCAUACCGGCAGAUCGCGUGCAAAAUUCGCGACAGCAAAAUACUCCACCAAAAAAUGCACAAUAUGGUUGGCUCUUACAAGAGAGAAAGGAAGAAGAAAUUCGAAACUGCAAACACCAAAGCUCUUAAAAUCCUCGUGCCGGUGGUGAUUGUCUUUGCUAUAACUAUGUUUCCCUUUCAUCUUUUUCAAGUUGUCAGAGUUUUCGUUGACGUGGGUCACAUGAAAUACAUUUGGGUCGUGUACAACAUAUUUAUUACUCUGAUGCUGACAAACAGUGCUGCAAAUCCGAUUAUUUACUCCCUUGUGAGCGAGGAGUUUCGGCAACAGUUCAAAAACAUUUUGAACUUUAAAUGUCAGCGUCUAUGCCUCGAGCCGAGGAAAAAACAUGAUGCAUCUAUCACAUAUCGAUAUUCUCUUUCAGUAACUGCGCCUCCACCAAAUCCUGACCGAGAGACAGAUGUGUGAAAUGGAGAGUCUUGAAGCUAAACUCAAAUGAACUUAUCAGCCAAUGAAAUCUCAGAGUGAAAACAUUAACGAAAAAAUAAUAAUAAUAAUAAAACGGAUAAGGCCAUAUCAGGAAUGAGGCGCUAUAAAAAGAACUGGUAAUUUGGGAGAGAGUUUGAAAAUACUACUUAUCAAACGAGCGCUUGCUUCUCAUGAGCAUUCAGUUGUAUUGUAUAGGCAUGCACAGUGUGCUAAGGGGACAGGACAAGAGUGACUAAAGCUUCCAUCCCCAACCUUGAACCCUAGGAGGGAUUCACGCGUAAGUUCUUCUGAUCAUAGAGCAGUUUUCAAUGAGUAUCGAAAUACCAAAUAAUAAUGACUACCAAUAAGAGAAACGGUUAACAUCCUCAUUUUUCAAUGAGAAUUUGAGGUAAAAAAACAAGCAACCUGCCUGAAGGGCGGGAAAACACGACAGACCAAGUUGGGAUUUGUUUUAGUUUUACAUUUGAUUGGAUGGGCGGGUGGUGAGAGUUUUCUAGACCAAUCACAGAGCGAGAUAAAACAAAUCCAAAGUAAUCCAGGAUCACUUUUAAGACUAAAUUGAAAACUGCUCUUGUAUUAAAAAAAGUUUGACAAGAAUGAACAAGCUUUUAAGCUAUGGGGCGUUAUCUUGAUAAAACAACAAGUUCUCUGAACUAAUUUGUAAGGAAACGUAUAGCAGUUUGAGUGAGAGUUAAGAUCAAAUGUAAGGAGUACAGCGCAAACAUACUUAAAACCAGAAUUAAUUAAAACUAUCAGAAUCAUUUCCAGAUUUCCUUGGAGCGAAUUGGAGAGAAAGUAACC
Pocillopora verrucosa is the source of this 2078-nucleotide messenger RNA. RefSeq names its product galanin receptor type 1. Gene Ontology annotation, cellular component: membrane. NCBI's taxonomy places the organism in Eukaryota, Metazoa, Cnidaria, Anthozoa, Scleractinia, Pocilloporidae. Gene Ontology annotation, biological process: G protein-coupled receptor signaling pathway. The record is from RefSeq and is a predicted model, not a curated record. Gene Ontology annotation, molecular function: G protein-coupled receptor activity.